This is a messenger RNA of Penicillium lagena, 750 nucleotides long. RefSeq names its product orotate phosphoribosyltransferase. NCBI's taxonomy places the organism in Eukaryota, Fungi, Ascomycota, Eurotiomycetes, Eurotiales, Aspergillaceae. Bases 1 to 750 code for a protein of 249 amino acids. The record is from RefSeq and is a predicted model, not a curated record. Gene Ontology annotation, molecular function: orotate phosphoribosyltransferase activity. The transcript has a single exon. Gene Ontology annotation, biological process: pyrimidine nucleotide biosynthetic process; 'de novo' pyrimidine nucleobase biosynthetic process; pyrimidine ribonucleoside biosynthetic process. Gene Ontology annotation, cellular component: cytoplasm.
AUGUCAACCACCACCAUCCCCCCGCCGUCCGCCAACCAGGACUACAAGGCGAGCCUGCUUCCUCUUCUGAUCUCCAACAAUGUGCUCUCCUUCGGCACGUACGUCCUGAAGUCUGGUCGCGAGUCGCCCUACUUCUUCACCUCCUCUCUCCUGCACACCGCUCCCUUGCUGCGUGCCACCUCCGCCGCUUACGCCAGUGUGCUCUCCGCGGAGCCAUUUGUCUCCACCAACGCCGACGGUGUCAUCAAGCCCAACUUCGACAUCAUUUUCGGACCGGCUUACAAGGGCAUUCCGAUCUGCGCGGCAGUCACCAACGAACUUGCGGUGCGGGACUCGUUAGCUGCAUCGCCCCAGGGCACCUGGGACAAUGUGAGCUACUCGUUCAACCGCAAGGAAGCGAAGGCCCACGGAGAAGGUGGAAACAUCGUCGGAGCACCUCUGAAGGGCAAGCGCGUGGUCAUUGUGGAUGAUGUUAUCACCGCGGGCACUGCACUGCGUGAGGCCGUCGGCAUCAUUGAGAAGGAAGGAGGAAUCGUCGCUGGUGUGGUGGUCUUGCUCGACCGUGAGGAGCGAGUGAGCGAUGCUGAGCCCAAAAGCGCUAUUGGUGUCGCGCAGAGAGACCUGGGCGAGAAUAUCCCGAUCCGGUCAGUCAUUGGUCUGCAUGACUUGAUCGAAAAGCUGGGUGACCAGAUUGGCGCAACGGAGAUCCAGCGGUUGAAGGAUUAUCGGGCACGCUACGGUGCUGAGUAG